Molecule: messenger RNA, 1434 nt
Organism: Trichomycterus rosablanca
Lineage: Eukaryota; Metazoa; Chordata; Actinopteri; Siluriformes; Trichomycteridae
Gene: ldb3b
Product: LIM domain binding 3b
Exons: 9
Coding region: 111-992 (293 amino acids)
Biological process (GO): heart development; actin cytoskeleton organization; muscle structure development
Cellular component (GO): stress fiber; Z disc; adherens junction
Molecular function (GO): actin binding; muscle alpha-actinin binding
Source: RefSeq, a predicted model, not a curated record
CUCCUUGGCGCCUGCCCGUCCCCCGGGUGUCCAUCCUGACUGCAGGGUAAAGAGCUAACAAAGAGGAAGAUAGGAGUUAUCUGACUCUUUUCAUCUGAACUCUCCACAAAAUGAGCAAUUACACAGUAACCCUGAGUGGACCUGCACCAUGGGGCUUUCGGCUGCAGGGAGGAAAGGACUUCAACAUGCCUCUUACAAUCUCCAGGAUCGCACCCAGCAGCAAGGCAUCCAGUGGAACCCUGGUUCAAGGUGACAUCAUCACAGCCAUUGAUGGGGUCAGCACUGAAGGCAUGACCCACCUGGAUGCCCAGAACAAGAUUAAAUUAGCAACUACCAAGCUGAGCCUUAGCAUGCAAAAGUCAAGACGUCCAGCCCCUGUGCCCACAGCUACACCAAGAAUAGACUCACCAAUGCCUGUUAUUCCUCACCAGAAGGUCAUUGCCAACACAGCUGCCAAUCAAGAGUACGUUCCCAGCUUCAACCCCAUUGCGCUGAAGGACUCUGCUCUGUCAACUCACAAGCCCAUUGAGGUAAAGGGCCCAGGAGGUAAAGCCACUAUCAUCCACGCCCAGUACAACACCCCCAUCAGCAUGUACUCACAAGAUGCCAUCAUGGAUGCUAUUGCUGGUCAGGCUCAGGCAAGAGGCAAUGAUAUGAGUGGUGAAGAAGCUGCUGCUGGAUCUCCCCUUGGUUCAAUCCUUGUCAAAGAUCCUCUGGUGGACAGUGCUUCUCCUGUAUACCAGGCUGUGAUAAAACCAGAGGAUAAAGAGAAUGAACUUUCUGACUGGGCUCGCCGUGCUGUCAACCUGCAGUCCAAAUCCUUUCGCAUCCUUGCACACAUCACAGGGACCGAAUACAUGCAAGAUCCAGAUGAGGAGGCUCUAAGGAAAUCAAGGGAAAAGUUUGAAUCAGAGAUGAAGGGUCCACGAUUUGCCAAGCUGAAAAACUGGCACCAUGGGCUUUCUGCACAGAUCCUGAAUGUCCAGGAGUAAUCACUACAUGAGGCAUUUAAAGAUAUUAUGAAGGCAACCUAGAAGAUAAAGGGAAGGCAUCACAGAAAAGUAGCUGGAACGUGAAAAAAAGAGUCGCAUUAGUCUUUGAGAAUAAAGCAGUAGAUUAGUAUUUAAAAGUAGAAUAAGCUCCCCUUGCUGCUCUGAGCUCCUAUGUCAAUAUGGUUAUGUAUUUUCAUGCUAAUAAGAUACGUAGUAUAGUGCUUUUUUUCCCUCUUUAUCUCUUUGCUUGUCUGUUGUCUUUUCUCCUCCUAUGUUUUCUUUUGGCUGAUUGUUCUAAAUUAAAAUUACUUGUUGAUGUACAAAGAUAAAUCAUAGAGAAACUAUGUAUACUAUGCAUUGCACCACCAUAUCUCAUGCAAACAUAUAUCAAAUGUACUGUUAUUAAUGUGAAUAAAACGUGUAUGAUUUUAGGAAUUAGAAA